Helobdella robusta is the source of this 4974-nucleotide messenger RNA. RefSeq lists its product as hypothetical. The record is from RefSeq and is a predicted model, not a curated record. The transcript is spliced from 2 exons. NCBI's taxonomy places the organism in Eukaryota, Metazoa, Annelida, Clitellata, Rhynchobdellida, Glossiphoniidae. The coding region runs from base 1 to 4974 and encodes 1657 amino acids.
AUGAAGCAUUACAACAACAGAAGCAACGAUAAAAAUACUUACGAUACGAUGACUAAACCGAGCCAAACGCGUUCCGAAGUUGGAAGUAGCAACUUCAGCUUCCAGAUUCAAAUUCCACGACAUCUUCUGAGCGAUGAACUCCUACUCAACCGCAACAACAACCAACUUUCAAAAUCCUCCAAGCCAACUUCGCCAUUGUCGGUCCUCGACAACGUCCAGAUAGGCAGUCAAAAUUCAUUGAAGUCUCUUGCAUGCAGUGAAGCCGCUAUUAAAAAUCCACCAGAGAGUCGUUCGUCGCCAAAAAUUUUAACAACUCGCGAUGCGAAGUCAUCAAUUUGUUCGCAUAGCUCAGAGAAGCAAAGAUUGAAUUCUAUUUUAGUUGCCGAGAACAAAACUCCGGGAAAUAAGAGUAGGAACUCGUUGAGAUGGCAAGAAGAAUUGCUGGUGAAGGAGAGUAAGACCGUAGAGGAAGUCAUCAUACCCGACGAUUAUGAAACCAAGCUGCAAGACCUGAGAGAUAAUUUCAACGGCGAUGACAACAAUUUCGAAACUUUUGAGAAUCAGUUGAAUAAAAAUAUCGCAAGUAGGAACACGACGAACAAUUCAAAUUUGUUCAUCGGCAAGACAUGCGACCGAGAUUCCUGCGAGAACAAAAACGACAAACCGCCAUCCUCACGAAACAGAAGAAACGAUUCAGCGCGCAACUUUAACUCGCGAGGACCCAGCAGUUCGAAGGUGAGUUCGGAUAAAAAUUUCAGCCGGCUCUCUCAACAUUCAAACAGUCAGCACUCGAACAACUACCCGUGCAACGAGAACCUCAACACGAACUCGCUCAGUCACUUCAGUCGCUUGAACAGCUGCGGCAACAGUCCGCAGAGAUCCAAGUUGUCAUCGAACGUUCCGAUCUCCCAGCUGAACAGCCUCUACUCGCACCUGCCUGGCCACAAAACCGUCCACAAGAAGGGCUCGGACGAGAUGUUCAAAUUCCAAAACUUGAAAAAAUUCAACGAGAGAGCGGAGAAGACGUACUCGCUUCAAAACAACGACUCUCCCGGCGACCGAAACUCAAAUUUCAACAGAACUGACGAGAACAACAACGACGACAAUGAUGAAGAGAAUGAUGACGAUGACGACGGCAGUGGCGAUCGAAACAACGGAAAUAUUUCAUUAAAUGGAGAUGAGUUUCUCACAGAAUUGAACCUAACGAAAAGUCAGCUGAUCGACAUUCAGUACAAUCUCUUGAAGAACCUGCUAAACAGAGAGCGAGGUAAGAAGGACGUUAAUGUGAAGGCGUACAUCAAGAAUGCAGUCAAAAGUAUGCAAGAGAACGAGAACCAGGCCAGCAUGCUGAACAGCAGCAAAUUCAUGAGCUCCGAGCCGGUUCUAACAAUGGAAUCCAACUCAACCUUCACGUCAAAACAACGCCACAUAGAGCAAAACAUCUACCAAAUGCAUUCAAAAAACCAGAACAACAAACUGGAGGCAGAACAUUACAGCAAGUCAGAAGCGAAACAAAAGAUGCUUUCAAAUAAUUCCACCACCAACACAUGCAACAACUCAAGACACAUCGAGAAGAGACGAGUCAGAGAAUGUUAUUUUAUUUAUGAACAUCCGACAACGAUGCUUCAUGACCUUCAAUUGAAUAUUCCGAAAAUAAUUUAUAAAAGGAAUGAUUUAAACGAGAAAAUAACAAAAAAUAAAUCAGCGGGAGGUAGUUGUAGAAUACCUGUGCUAAAAAAUGAUAAAGAAAAUAUAUACGGAUUGAACGUUUCAAAUAAAAGUGACAAAAAAUUCAACAAAACGUCCCACAGAAAACAACAUCUAGAUAGGCAUACUUUAGAUUCGAAUGAGUUCAUCUCAAAAGAAUUAUUCCCUUCAAGUACUAACCAACGGCCAGGUGAUCUCAACGAAUGUCAAAUAUUUAAAUCAAAUGAUUUUUCAAAGUAUUCAAGAGGCAGCAAAAGAUAUGCUUCAUAUGAUGAACAGAAAGAACAAUUUCAGCAUUCAAACCAGCAACAACAUGAAGAAAGACAUUUCAUACAACAACAUCUGCCGACAAACAAAUGUUAUCGCAUUCCCCCGAACCCGUCAAAACAGAACUCCACCACAACGGCACCAUCUACAGCAUCCAACUUUAAAGCAGAACCAUCGGCGCAAAAUUUCGGGGCAUCGGUAAAAUGCAACUCAAGAAAAUCAACCAUAAUAAAAAAUUCCAACGAUAAUAGCGCGAGAAAUUCAAUGGUAACCUGCAAAUUAUCAGAGCCGACAAAACAACGUUGUAAUAUUAAUAUUCAUCAAAAUGAAGAACUCAUAAAAAAUGUAUGUGAAUUUAAUUCGAGGAAUAAACGAAAUAUCUCAGGCAAUCAAGGGGACGAAGGUGAAGGGGAAAGUGAAGGGGAAAGUAAAACAGAAACAAAAGCUGAAAGCGGAAGUAAAAGUGAAGGUGAAAGUACAGGUGAGGGUGAAGAAAGUAAAGGUGAAAGUGGAGGGGAAAGCGAAAAAGUUCUUGAAGUGAUGAGCAUUAAAGAUAAAGCCACCAAACCUGCUGCAAGAACUGAAAAGCCAAAUAGCGGGAAACCUGUAAAGAGUAUCAAACCACAAACUAAAAAACCCGCGGCAAAACCUGUAACAAAACCCGCGGCAAAACGUACGGCAAAACCAGUAACAAAGCCAGAACAAAAACUCGAGAAAAAAAUUGAGAAAAUUCAAGCUAAUAAUUUAGGUGGGUUUGUGAGCUCUUAUACACAAAAUAUUGAUAAAUAUAAAGCAGCCUUGUUUGGCGAUGACAAGCCGAAAGGUGUGAGAAAAAAAGAUGUUGAAAGCACCACAACUCAAAGCGCGAGAAUUUCGUUUUCGAAAGAAAUUCCCGUUAACUUAAAAAGAUCUCUGAAAUCUUACAAGCAAGAAAAAUCAAGGGACGAAUCUGCGAGGAGGCAAAAAAGUGAGCAUAGAAAAGAUUUUGGCGAAAUGACAAGCUUUGAAAAAUCACAACUCUUGAAAAAAUCUGUCGCUAAAUUGAGGAGGAAAUUAUCAAAUAGCCCUGACCACAGUAGAGGCAGUAGUAAGAGAACAAACAGGCGCUGGUUCCCUCCUAGGCACGAAUCUAGGCUAAAAAAGUUACCGAUUCACCAGGAUUUUAGCGGCAGCAGUAGAAGCAGAAGCAUCAGUAUCGAGAGAGAAAGGCUUUGGUCACAUGCUAAAAACGUUUGUAGAUUAAGGAAAUCGCCAAUUUGUUACGUGUCAAGUAGAAGUGGCAUUAGAAGAGGACGUAGAGAUUGGUCGCUAACAAGAGAUGUCCCUAAAUCAAGAAAAUCGUCAAUUUGUCGUAACUGUAGUAGAACUAGCAGCAAGACGAGACAUAGUCACUGGUCAUUAGCUAAAAAUGUUGUUAAAGCAAGAAAAUCACCGAUCUGUCGAGAUUGUAGUAGAAGUGACAGCAAUAGUAGGAUAGAUGAUAGAAGUUGGAGCAUCACUAAACAUGCCUGCAAAUCAAGAAAGUCGCCGAUUUGUCACGCGAGUAGUAAAAGUAGCAGCAACAAUAGAUUAGGAGGUAGGAGUUGGACAAUUGCUAGGAGUGUCGCGGAAGCAAGAAAGUCUCCAAUCUGUCGCAACUGCAGCAGUACAGGUAGGAACGGCGGUCGUGAUCAUUGGUCGUUUUCAAGGAAAAUGAAAUCAAGUGUCAGUUUGUUUGCGUCGAAUUCCGGCCUACUAUCUCGCCAAAAAAAACUUUACACGCCAACAGUUAACGAUCGGUACAAAACGUGUGGAUUGAAUUACUAUCGUGGUGUUAGUACUUGCUGUGACAAUCUAACAAAACAAACAAAAAUGACCAGCCCAUGUGCCUCGCUCUGUGGCAAUUCUUCCAUUUAUUGCAAAACUAACGAUUCCUGCCUGCUACCAAAUCUCCUUAAGAGGUACGACACGCCUCUUCCCAGUUCCAGUCCUGUGGAGAAUGUAAAUCUGCUGAAACAACUUUGUAAUACUGUAGCUUGCUUGAAAGACAACCAGAAAUCAAUUCCGAAUUUCAAAAGUUUGAGCUACAAGAACCACAACUCACCAUGCAUGCCUGAUCCAAUUUGUUGCACUUCUUAUUGCAUCCAAGCCGGUCAGAGACCGAACAAAUUUCCAUACCAUCACGCUGCCACAACCACUUGCUGCACACCGAAAACAACUUGCUUAAGUCCUCUUGCUCAAGCCUGCUUACAGCAAUGUCAACAUCAGCUGCAGCAACAGCAGUGCCUACCGCCGCAACAACAACAACCACACCAACAACAAUGCCAUCAACCGCAACAACAACAACAACAAUGCCAGCCCCAGCAACAACGUCAAACAUUAUGCGUUCAACACGCGGGUACUCAGUGCUCAAACUCACACUCCUGUUCAAUUUCUCGAGAUAAUUUCGCAAAACAAAAGCCUUGCAGUCAAAAUGCUCCACAACUAAAUAGUCAACAGUUAGCGUGGUUACAAUGUGUUCAACAACAACAACAACAAGAACAGCUUUUACAACAGCAACAGCAACAAUUGUUGCAGCAACAGUUGCAACCACAAACACCACUGCCUAUUCCAGCUGAAUACACCAACAGUAUACACCAGCAUAUUCAGAUGCAGUGCCUAGCAACGAUCACUCAACAGCAAAUAUUGCUGGAGAAGCAACAGCAGCAGCAGCAGGAGUUUCAAGAUUUGUUGAAGAAGCAACAACGUGAACUGCAACUGCAGCAAAAACAACAACAACUGCAGCAAGAACGCUUCUUGAAAGAACAGAAAUCAAAAGAAAGAUUGAAAACCGACAAAACCGAACGAAUAAUUUUAACCAGCGUACCUUCACAAAACACCAUUCACCCGAAAUGCGAAUUUUUUCAACAAAGUUCGAAGAAAUCAGAAAAAAAUUUGAUUUGUAAGAAGAUUGACUCUGAUACAUCGAAGCAGAAACUCGUCAAAAGCACCGAAACCAUCCAACCAACGAAAAAACCGUAA